Molecule: messenger RNA, 2447 nt
Organism: Argiope bruennichi
Lineage: Eukaryota; Metazoa; Arthropoda; Arachnida; Araneae; Araneidae
Product: zinc finger protein 13-like
Exons: 3
Coding region: 217-1674 (485 amino acids)
Biological process (GO): regulation of DNA-templated transcription
Molecular function (GO): RNA polymerase II cis-regulatory region sequence-specific DNA binding; DNA-binding transcription factor activity, RNA polymerase II-specific
Source: RefSeq, a predicted model, not a curated record
GGGUUGAGCUAAGCUAGCUCGCUGCGUCGAAAUGCUUUGUGGGUAGACAAGACCCAGACUCACCCUAGAGAUGCAAAUGGAAUACGCAUGCACAUAGCUUCUGCGGGAGGAUGCCGAAUGGUUAUAUUUUUUACGCAAUCAUGAGCUCAGGUAAACGGGAAUUCAGAUGUAGCUUUCACGGUGGAUCCAGACAAAAGUUAACCGUGGCCGCCGACUAUGAAGGACGGGCCGGAGGUAGCAGAAGGAGUGAAGACCGCCAGCAGCGCCACCAACGGCGGAAUCGACAAGUGCGAUAUGAGAUCUCUGGACGAACAGAGUCACCGUAACGGUGUGGCCGAGGUGGCCGUGGACAUCAAUGCCCUUCCAGUGGGCGGCACGCUCAUUACCGAUGCCGCCACCACUAAUGGAGACAGCGACAAGUCCGGCAAGAACGGCCUAGUCAAGAAUGGAAGCAAGAAAUUCUACUGCAGCAUCUGCAACCGCGAGUUCGGUUACAAGCACGUGCUCCAGAACCAUGAGAGAACACAUACAGGCGAGAAGCCUUUUGAAUGUCCAGAGUGCCACAAAAGAUUUACGAGGGACCAUCACUUGAAGACGCAUAUGCGUCUCCAUACUGGAGAGAAGCCUUACCAGUGCUCACACUGUGAUCGCCACUUUGUCCAAGUGGCCAACCUCCGGCGACAUCUCCGGGUGCACACUGGCGAGCGACCCUACGCUUGCGAAAGGUGCGACUCGAGGUUUUCCGACAGUAAUCAGCUGAAGGCCCACAUGCUCAUUCAUAGGGGAGAGAAACCUUACCAGUGUCCGGAUUGCAAAGGAAGAUACCGCCGGCGACAUCAUCUGAACCAUCACAAAUGCCCCAAAAACGAGUCCAACUUGGGAAAGCCGAGAAGGGGCAGGCGUCCGAAAGCUUAUGAGGAAACACCGUCGGAUCACGACGAUAACGAAGAUCACGACGAAGAGCUUCUGCAUCUGUCGGACAAUGAAGAAAACAUUGCAGACCACCAUAAUUCAUCUUCAGAAACGGAACAACCAUCACCGGAAGCUGUGCAUCCGAUUAACUCCGUUGUGCAUAAUAAUAACAAUAACAGCCAUCAUUACAAUAAUGGGGAGCUCACGAAUCACAAUCCUCUCAUGGUGAUGAGUAACGGUGUGAUCACCAAUGGUAACAGACGGAAACCUAGUAGAACCAUUAGUAUUCUCACCCCGCAACAGAAAGAACUCUUUCUCAGAGACAAACGGUCCAUGCAAACGCAGGCAAUCGAUAUGAGCUUGUCACCGUCCAACGUGGAUGUUAAACCAGUUACCGUUAUCGUUCCGAAUCGCUUUCUGUCAUCCGUGGAAGGUGUACUGGACCUUUCCAGUUCUAGGAGCGAUUCUGAAGUAGAUGCCAUCGAGGAAGAUGCUCACCAUGAAGAAGACUAUGAUUACCAUGUGAAUAAUUACCACAGGAGACCUCUGUCUCAGAGGAUUGCGAACCAGAGAAGUAAACUAUUGGGCAUUGCUACAAUGAUACAGCCCAUAAAUGGAACGAAUAAGACCGUAGUACAUCAUAGCGACGAUUCUAGAGAAUCUAACCCCCCACGCCUGAAUGGUGUGAAACAUUUAAGUGAAGAUGAUAGCAGCAUGGUCAUUCCUCUGACGGCUAAGAAAGCACACAUAGCGACUGCGUGAGAAUGCCAUUAGGUGAUAUUUGGUAGAUGUUCCUGGACCACGUCGAGACGUGGACAUUUUUCGCUCCACCACCUGUGUGGGACUAAGACUUGAACAUUUUUAAAAACAAUGCAUUUUUUUCGUGUGAUGAGAAAAAAAAAAUGACACUUGCAAAAUCUUAUGUGAUUUUCAGUUGUAAAAUCAUAAGCCGCUGUCGUUGACAUCAGCUGUAGUGAGAGCAUAUUCCCUUCUUAGCUUAGUAGGUUUUGUUAACCCUGAAAUCAAAAGCACGAUACAGAAUCAAAUGUGUUGAAGCGAACCGAAAGUAAACGUUUUAUUCAUUAAGGAGCAGGUAUAGUAAGAAUUUCUGAGAAUAGAAAUCGACAUUUCUGUCUCUUGAACCAUUCCUCUAUCAUGCAAUCUGAGAUUCAUCCUUUUAAAGUUAUGGUUCCUUAUAUAAAAGUUUAUAUGAAUUUUUGUGCAAUGUAUUGCUGGGGUUAAUUUGAGAUUUAAUACUUUGGAAAAUAUAAAGUUUGUUUCAGCGGGAUAGUAAAAAGAUGCACCUUUACUCAGAUUCAAAAAGGUUGGAAAUGAUACCUAAAGAAUAUGGGAUGUUUUUUUAACUGAAUUUUAAUGAGUUAUUAAUUAUAAAACUUUAAAUGUUUAAAUAAAAAGAUUUAAAAAAAAAUUACGAAUUUUGUUUACAAUCGCGCUCUAAUUUGAAAGUACCUUUUGGAUUAGUUUGUUAUUGUAAUACACUUUUUGUGAGAUGUCUUCAAUGAAAUAAUUUUAAA